Microplitis demolitor is the source of this 797-nucleotide messenger RNA. Its product is annotated as cuticle protein 21-like. The record is from RefSeq and is a predicted model, not a curated record. Gene Ontology annotation, cellular component: extracellular matrix. NCBI's taxonomy places the organism in Eukaryota, Metazoa, Arthropoda, Insecta, Hymenoptera, Braconidae. The coding region runs from base 8 to 682 and encodes 224 amino acids. The transcript has 2 exons.
CACAGCAAUGGCAUUUAAAAUUAUUAUUUUGACCACAUUGGUGGCGAUCGCAAGAGCUGGACUAAUCCCAGCAUCUCCAGUUGCUUAUCAUGCACAACCAGCGGCAUAUGCUUACCACGCACAACCAGCAGCAGUAGCUUACCAUGCACAACCAGCAACAGUUUCUUACCACGCACAGCCAGCAGCAGUAGCUUACCAUGCACAACCAGCAACAGUUGCUUACCACGCACAGCCAGCAGUAGCUUACCAUGCGCAACCAGCCGUUGCUUACCAUGCACAACCAGCUCUAGUUGCCCACAAAGCAAUAAACGCCGAAGAUGAUGCUCACCCACAAUACAGCUUCAAUUACGACGUCCAAGACUCGACAACUGGUGACUUCAAGAGCCAACAUGAAACCCGUGAUGGUGACUCUGUCCACGGCAGCUACUCACUCCUUGAAUCCGACGGAACCCGCAGAACUGUUGACUACACUGCUGAUGAUAUCAACGGAUUCAACGCCGUCGUCCGUAAAGAACCUGCUCAAGUUGCUGUCAAAGCCGUUCAUGCUGCCCCAGUAGUUCAUGCUGCCCCAGUAGUUCAUGCUGCCCCAGUAGUUCAUGCCGCCCCAGUUGUUCAUGCUGCCCCCAUAUACGAACAACCACAACUGUACCACUCUGCCCCUGCUUACGGUUACCAUCAUUAAAUGCCAUUCAUAGAUAAAUAUUAUUUUCAUUAAUUAUUCAUUUUUAGAUGUUAUCAAAAUUUUAAUAAUAAAUAAUUAUAAUUGUAAUAAAUAUUUUAAUAAAUGAAUUUUUAAA